UUUUACUGCAACACUUCCUGUGAUUUUACCCGUUGUUUCGGAAACCAGGAAGAUGGGUUUGGAAUCGUCGAAAUGGGUUAUAAUGUUCUUAGUUUGUUGGCUUUGUAAAAAUGUGAACAGUAACUCUGUUGCUCAGAAGAUUUAUGUAGAAGUGAAUAACACUGUACCGUGUGUCCGACUGCUCAAUGCAACACAUCAGAUUGGCUGCCAGUCCUCAAUAUCAGGUGAUACAGGUGUAAUCCAUGUUCUGGAGUCUGAGGCAGAUCUGGAAUGGCCUUUGACCAAAGGACCCAAUCCUCCUUAUAUGAUCCUGUUGGAGUCACACCUCUUCACCAGGUCCAUCAUGAUGAAGAUUAAGAAAGAAUCCAGCAGAAUAGCGGGGGUUACUGUGGUGGUCCCAAAUACAAGCCCGUCAGAGUUCUCGCCACACACCACCUGUCCGAACGAGAACACCGGUGUGUACUCGGACACCUACGGUCCUCACUUGGCCCACUGUAAUACGACUGUAUGGAACCCCCUGGGGAACGGUCUGUCCUACGAGGAAUUUGACUUCCCCGUGUUUUCCCUGAAAGAGGACAAGCAAGCAGAGGCCAUCAAACAGUGCUACUACGACCAUAACCGGGUAGUGAACGGCAGCGCCCCCCAGUACCCUCUGUGUGCCAUGCAGCUCUUCUCCCACAUGUUCGCUGUCACGGAUACGGCCACGUGCAUGAGGCGCAACGACGUCAUCAACUUCAGCAUCAACCCAGAGAUGGUGUGUGACCCCCUUGGGGAUUUCAACGUGUGGGGUUCCAUUCGGCCUUAUAACAGGAGCCAGUUGGGCCACAGGGACAAUGAAAGCGUUGUCAUGGCAGCAGCCAGGCUGGACAGCAGGGCGUUUUUCUGGGACGUGUCUACAGGGGCAGAGGGGAGUAUCUCAGGAUUCGUCACUCUGUUGGCUGCUGCUCAUGCACUGCGUGAUGUCACUCAGGUGGCCCCUCCCACACAUAACAUCCUCUUUGCCUUCUUCCAAGGGGAAGCAUUUGACUACAUAGGCAGCUCUCGGAUGGUUUAUGACAUGCAGAAUGGCAAGUUUGUGAUUGACCUGGACAAUGUUCACUCGCUACUCGAGAUUGGACAGGUGGGCCUGCGCAAUGGCAGCGACCUCUUUCUCCACUCGGACCCUGUGUCCAGGAUGAACGACACCGUCAACGACCAGGUUAAGAGACUUGUGGACAACUUCCAGUCCUCCGCUACGGGGGCCAACUUCUCUUUGGUUGAGCCGGGCGUCUCUCAGCCGCUCCCGCCCUCCUCCCUCCAGCGUUUCCUGCGAGCUCAGAACAUUCCAGGGAUCGUGCUUGCCGACCACCGCGCCGCGUUCAACAACAAGUACUAUGAGAGUUACUACGACAACGCUGACAAUCUCAACUUACGCUAUCCGCCUAACAUGACAGCGGAGGAACAGCUGGAGUUUUUGACUGACACUGCUAUGGCUCUGACUGAGGUGGCUACAGUAGUAGCCCGUGCCCUUUACAAGCAGGCUGGUGGAGACGGGACCCAAGUGGACAACAUUAAGGCAGAUUCCAAAACGGUGACCCAGAUGCUGUUUGGGUUUCUGGUCCAGGCCAACAACAGCUGGUUUCAGGCGCUGAUUCCCCCGGAACUAAAGGACAUGCUCAAGGCCAGCCCACCAGACUUCUAUGUUGGCGUUGCGUCGUCCUCACCGGCAAAGGCAAAACCGCUGACACGUCUUGUCCAGUUCCUCCUGGCUAAUUUAACCGGGACAGCCACCAACCUCACUCAGGACCAAUGUCAGAAACCAGACGAUUUGCCAGAUGAGAGCGUACAGAUGUAUUCCUAUUUGUGGGUCCAGGGCACGGUCCCACACAACGGGACGGAAAAGGGUCCUUUUUGUGUUCGCGCGUCGGUACGCCUGUCCCAAGCUUUGUCCCCUGCCUUCGACCUGGGAGAGUAUGCUUCCAGAAACUAUUCCACAUGGACAGAAUCACGGUGGAAGUUCAUAAAAGCUCGGAUCUUUCUAGUGGCCAGCCGGGACCUAGAGAUGCUGACUUUAGGUGUGGGAGUGGCUGUUUUGUUCUCAUCCCUACUGGUGACGUACUUCAUCAGCACCAAGGCAGACGUCCUCUUCAGCUCCGCGAGGGAACCCGCUAGUGCCGCCUACUGAUUGGCUCAGGCGUUUUAACCUGUGACAAGCGACCACUACUCUCCCAACCAAACAGGAACAUACUUCAUUAAUUUUUUUUACACACUAUAGGUACACAGACAAACAGGUUAGACAGAACAGAUUUUAACUCCGAGUGAAUGGCCUAAUGGACUCACACAGAUGAGGUUUAACACAUAACUGGACUUCACUGUCCCAAAUGAAUCGGGAUUCAUUUGGGUCAGAUUGUACUGGUCUCGGCCAGCCUGCUGCCAGUGUACAAGAUGUUCAUAUUUCUUUUUCUUUUUUUUGGGGUGGGGGGGGGGUCAAAUGUUUUGUUUACUGUAUAAUGGGAGUAAGCACUAAGCGUUGUUUGCCCUUGGAUGUUGAGUGUGUGUGUGUGUGUGUGUGUGUGUGUGUGUGUGGAUGGUGAGUGUGCGUGUGCGUGCGUGUGUGUUGAGGAUGCGGUUGUAGUAUGUGCAAUAGCGCUCUCGUCUUGUAGUAUACUGAUCUGUAAUUUCUAAGGAGAAUGAACCCAUAUGUAAGGCAAAUGGGCUUUGGAUGUGGGUUAAGCUGAAUUACCACUUUAUUAUUAUUUUUUUGCAAAAACGUGGAUGUCGAAAUAGUAUUAUUUUAUUUGGUUUGCAGUCAAUAAAAAUGAACUAUCUUAAUUCUAGAAUUAAUUUGCAGGAUGUGGUGACAUUAUGACCUGACGUUUUUAUGUUUUGAUGGAAAUGUUAAAAGGAUAGUUUGGGAUUUUGGCAAUGAGGACCUUUAUCUACUUCACCAGAGCCCAUAGAACUUGUCUGUAUAAUUUUCAUGUGUCUGUGCCAGAUAUGAAGAAAGUUUUAUGUUGUUUUGCAUUCCAAUGCUAGAAAAGAUCCAUUCCUAUGAUUGACCUCUAGGAUGUUUUUUAAAAUAAAUAAUAUUCCCCUCAUCACUUUAAAUUAAAAUGUAUUCAAUUAACACUGGAUAUGUUCAUGGUUUUCACUGCUGUUGGUGGGCUUCAGUGUGAAAUGUGUUAUAGUUAUCCGUUCUACAAAGGAUUAUUUGUAUUUCAACGAAGACAUAUAUAUUCCCUAUGGACUUCCCAGCUAGUGAAUUUAAUGUCCAGAAAAGGAAUUCAUUAAGGUAGUUCAUCUGACUUUUUGGAAGUCAGUAAUGGACCUCAUUGCCAAAAUUCCUUUCCAUCCCAUUAAAUGAUAUGGGGUGUAUUUGUGAGAUUCUUUGACCAUAUGAGGAAUAAAUGUUUGAUUUGCCUUGAUAACUAAAUAAACAUGGCUUCUUUUCCAAUU
Esox lucius (northern pike) is the source of this 3435-nucleotide messenger RNA. RefSeq names its product nicastrin (gene ncstn). Gene Ontology annotation, biological process: protein processing; Notch receptor processing. The coding region runs from base 53 to 2164 and encodes 703 amino acids. Gene Ontology annotation, cellular component: membrane. The record is from RefSeq and is a predicted model, not a curated record. Lineage: Eukaryota; Metazoa; Chordata; Actinopteri; Esociformes; Esocidae. The transcript has 17 exons.